AUGGAGAGGUUAGCAGAAGAAUGUGAACUGAAUUGUACGGAAGAGAAACAGAUUCAGGUUAUUGAAAAAUGCCUUCCAUUAGUUCGAGCAGAUCGCGACAACAAAACAAUUUCGUUAGGAUACCUUCUGCUGACGCGGAUUCUUGAGAAAUGUAGCCCGCAGUGCCUACGAGCUGCUCAGUCUAGACUGGGAAAGAAAUUGGUGGAUGUUAAGAAUAAUGCUACAGUAUAUGGUGGACUCUUCUUGAGGCAACUGCUCAUACGUAAUCCGCAGGUGGGAAAUCUUCACGCUGAUGUGAUUUUCAGUAUCAUUAUGCGUCUGAUCGAUAUGGCUCUGAGCAGCAAUGAUGCUAUUUUGAGAGAUCUAGCCAUUGAAAUCUACUCCAUUCGUUAUGGAUGUGAUGAUCAAAUGUUGGAAAGGCUUUUGAACACGUUGGCCGCUUCGUUAACCCCAAGACUGGUCUCUCAGGAAGAGCGUAAUGGAAUUCUUCCGUUGAAAUCAUUUGGUCUUUCCUCGUUGCGUGAGGAUCUGUGCUGCCUUCUCUUCGAUACGUACUCAUCAGCGUUAGCUUAUGCAAAGCAAGCUCAGUACAUCGUACGAGGUGUUCUUUUACCUGUACUUGAGAGUGGUCUGAACGAUGAGGCUAUCCGAGAUUCUUCUUUGGGAACUAUUCGUUCGCUUUGCAGCAACUGCGGAAGCGCACUAUUACCUAUUAUUUCCCGCAUUAUAAUCAUGCUCAUAUCGAAGUUGGAUAAACCAAACAGCGCUUUGUUCGAAACGCUGGCGCACAUUUGCCGUCUGUACGGACCUGGAUCCACUCUAUUCCGACACUUUUAUGUUAUUUUUGGAGCUAUGAGACAUCCGUUGGAUGAGCAGGAGUAUGGCGAAUCUGCAGCUAGUGUGUUAGCAGCAAUCGUUGAAACAUCGUCCUUUCUUGUGAAACCAGAGGUUUUGAUGUCGGUUCAACGAAAGAUUUGCGAAGAAAUCAUAAAGAAUCCUAGUUCUCCCUCUUACUGCAGAAUUCUGAUCGCAUUUCUGAGCUGCACUCACGAAGUUGUUCCUCCUCCUGUGCAUGUUGCACGAACAGUUCUAGGAAGAUGCGUUGAUCCACUUCAGUCGCAGCAUCUCCGCGCUCUUUGCGAUACUAUCUCUAGGCCGCGAAUUCAGAAUCUGGCCAGCCAUGAAGUGAUACGUCGUUGUGAUGUAGAAAUGCAAGAGUCGAGUGAUCAUCUCGAGAAAGAGCAGGCAUGUAUCCGUUUUUCUUGA
Messenger RNA from Cylicocyclus nassatus, 1266 nucleotides. The record is from the annotation of a GenBank genome assembly. Lineage: Eukaryota; Metazoa; Nematoda; Chromadorea; Rhabditida; Strongylidae.